GCCUCAAAUAGAACUAACUUUGAGCAAAUAUCUUCCGAUGAGAGUGAGGGUUCUGAAGCGGAAAACCAAGAAGAUGAUACAGAUGAAGAUGAUAGAGACGAACCAGUUUAUUUUAACUACUAUGAUCCAGAUGAGGACGAAUGUUAGGAAGUUUGUUUUAUGUUAUAUGCAUGUCGGAUAAAAGCCUAGCACGUAACCUUUUUCCGGUUCGUCCUUCGUCGGGUGGUAGGCCAUCGUCUUUGCCUGACCGUAGUGGCCUUCAACGCAUCCCUCUUACAGGUGGUUCUCUACCAGGAGCCAGGUCAUCACCUUUUCCUGAUCCUAAUGGCCUUCCACGCAUCCCUCUUACAGGUGGUUCAGUACCAGGAGCCAGGUCAUCACCUUUGCCUGAUCCUAGUGGCCUUCCACGCAUCCAUCUCACAGGUGGUUCUAUACCAGGAGCCAACUCAUCACCUUUGCCUGAUCCUAGUGGCCUUCCACGCGGUGGUUUUGUAUCGGGAGCCACGUCAUCGCCUAGCCCUAAUGGCCUUCCACGCAUCCCUUUGUCGGGUGGCCUUUCACGCACUUCAGUUAGGACAACAAGGUCAGGAUUCUCAGGGAGUAGUAGCAUGGGUGACAUAAAUACCAACAUGGGCUUGACUGAUGCUAUAGCAGAUACAGGGGUGGUACAGAAUGUUAGGAAUGGUAUUGCAUAUGGUUAUGAGAUGACAGGCAACAAUGAAGACCCUGCUAGUGAUUUUUUAUAUAAUGGGUCUGAGCAUGAAAAUGAGCCUGAGCAUGGGCAUGAGUCUAUGCAUGAGCCUGAAUCACCAAUGGUUCAGACGCCCCAUUAUUCGGGUACACAUGGUGGAUCAAAUGAUGUAGAUUCAAAUGGCUCUCAUAGGCCAUUUAUCACACGAAAGGGGUACAAGUUUGGGAGACAAAGUAUUCAUCGAGCGAUCGUAAAGAUAUUUUGGCAGUCUAUAAAUGAACCUUGGAUUACUUAUAAAAAAAUUCCGAAGGAAGUUGUCACUCAAAUGUUUGAGCGUUUUAGGACUCAAUACCGGUGGGAUCCAAAUGAAGAAGGGUUAAUUCGUGAAGGUUUUGAAAAUACACUGAAAGAUCGCUACAGGGGUAGAAUGAGGGAUGUUAGGCAAGCAUCGGUAAAUUCUGCAAGAAAAGUUGGCCACGUUAUCGCAGAGAUUAAUGAUAACUUUGAGAUUCUUGCAAAUUACAAUCCUCCUGAAAUACAUAUAGAUGUUUGGCGACGUUUGUGCAGGGCAAGGAAUCUAAUACAUUAUUGCUUAUUUUGUUCCAGACAUACGGGUGGUAGCAUUGGAUUUGAGGAGCAUCGUCUUAAAUUGAAACAGUUGACAGGUGAAGACCCUUCAUUCAUUGAUCUUUAUUAUAAGACACAUCUUACCGCCGAAUCAAAGAAAAUAUAUUUUGGGGGCGAUAAAGAGGCACAAGUGGAUUUUGUGAAUGAGAGAUCUAGAGUGGCGAUCGAAUCAUAUAACACAGCCCUAUCUCAAAAAUAUGGUGAUGAUACGACUCAACAUAAUGUGAAUGAUCCUAAAUUGUGGACCCAAACACAAUUGCUUAGGAAAGGCGGGAAACAAAAAGGUCCUAUCUAUGGGGCAGGAUACUCGGAUCUUCACUUUCUGAUGACGGGUGCAUAUUCUUAUGAGUCAACUUCAGCUUCUGCUGACUUUGCAAAGUCACAACAGGAGGUAAAUGAGUUGCGACAAAAAAUGUCAAACAUGGAACAAGCCAUGGAAGAAAAGCAAAGUGAAAUGAAUUUGCAAAUGCAACAAAUGCAAAAUGAAAUGGAAUUGCAAGUGCAACGACAAUUGGCGGCCUUUAUGAAACAAAUUAAUCCUUCCGAUAAUCCACCAAGUAGUUCUUAG
This is a messenger RNA of Lactuca sativa (garden lettuce), 1886 nucleotides long. NCBI's taxonomy places the organism in Eukaryota, Viridiplantae, Streptophyta, Magnoliopsida, Asterales, Asteraceae. The record is from RefSeq and is a predicted model, not a curated record.